Messenger RNA from Branchiostoma belcheri (Belcher's lancelet), 858 nucleotides. Its product is annotated as transcription elongation factor A N-terminal and central domain-containing protein 2-like. The record is from RefSeq and is a predicted model, not a curated record. Gene Ontology annotation, cellular component: nucleus. The coding region runs from base 62 to 694 and encodes 210 amino acids. The transcript is spliced from 4 exons. Gene Ontology annotation, biological process: DNA-templated transcription. NCBI's taxonomy places the organism in Eukaryota, Metazoa, Chordata, Leptocardii, Amphioxiformes, Branchiostomatidae.
UCUUUCCGCAGUCGUUUUGAAUGAAAAUUUAGAAGGAAAUUUGCAAAAGUCACGUUUUAAAAUGGACAAAUUUGUCGUCCGACUUCCACGAGAAACUGCGGCGAAGGCCAAGUCCAAGUCCCAAGGAAAGGUGUACAAACAAGCAACAAUAGAGUCUCUACAGAGAGUUGUGGUGAUUGAUGACAUAGAACGUCUGAAGGUGACCUUGGAGCUGGAAGGUCAGGCCAGCGGAGUGCUGCUGGAGGCUCUGACGGAACUGAACAAGAAAAUACCAUCCAAACAGGUCCUACUGUCAACAAAAAUAGGACAUGCAGUAAACAAGCUGAAGAGGCAUGAAGACAAGGAGGUGGCCUCCUUAGCGAGAAGCAUCGUCUACAAGUGGAAACACUUCAUCCAAGAACAGGACAACAAGCCUGUCUUAGAGGUACGCUGUGACCUCAAGACGGAGAAAACUAGGACUUCUGGGAGGAGAAUGCUCGCCGACUCACUCGGGCUGGAGGAGGGCCAUCUUUUACCAGAGAACAUUGAGAGAGAAACAUUCCACGAGUGUAAACGGCUCUUAGACAGGAGCUACAAAAGAACCAUGAGGAAACUCAUCUUUACUCUGAAGGGAAAUGAAGACACCAGAAAACUGGUUCUCAGUGGAGAACUAGCCGUGAAAGACUUGGUCAAGUCCUUAAAGUGCAAGUCUUGAUAAGAAAAAGGAGUAUGAGGGAAGUUUUCUUAAAGUGGUCAUCAAAAGGGAACAAGUCUUACAACCUUUUUAUGUAAAGGCAUUUUAUGAGGAAAGCUUUAAAGUGCAAUAUUUCCAAACUGUUCCAAAACUAGCUACCUCUGUUUGUAUAAAAUGUUGAAUUU